AACCCGUACAAUGAAUUUCAACAUAGUACUCUUCGUACUGUUUCUACACAUCUUCGCCACUUGCGCUGAGUUUAACAAGACCACACUAUUAAAAAAAUGGGCAGCGUUCAAGCAAUCGUACAAGAUGCACUUCCUCGCUCCAAAAGAAGAAAAUAUGAGGAAGGCUCUUUUUGAGAAGACACUGCAGAAAGUCGAAGAACAUAACGAAAGGUACAAGAAAGGUUUAGAAACGUACGCGAUGGUCGUCAAUCGGUUUGCUGCUCUUACAGAAAAGGAAAUGCUGGCUUACACCGGCGGUCCUAAAGUGUCAUCAGAAAACCUUCCUUCUGGUUCCUACAUUUUAGGAAAUUUUUCCAGUCUGCUUGUACCAAGAACGAUGAUACCGUCAUCUAUGGACUGGCGAGACUUGGAUAAAAUAACACCAGUGAAGGAUCAAGGAAGUUGUGGUUCUUGCUGGGCUUUUGCAGCUAUUGGGGCAAUAGAAGCUCACUAUAAAAUUAAGUAUGGUUCAACAGCAAUUUUAAGUGAACAGCAACUAGUAGACUGUGACCAAAAGUCUCAUGGAUGUUCGGGUGGUAGUAAAACUAAAGCGUACAAGUAUAUUAUUCAAAAUGGAGGCGUUAAUUAUGCUUCGCACUAUCCUUAUCACGCUUUUCAAAAUUCCAUUUGUUGGUACAGACGAUGUGAACCAAAAGUGACUAUAAAAAAUUAUAUGUAUGUAAGCCCUAAUGAAGAAGCUCUUAAAUACUAUGUGGCCAUGUAUGGUCCAGUUUCUGUUAGUAUUGAUGUCCUUCGUGAUUUUCAGUACUACAGUGGUGGAGUUUACUACAACGAGAAGUGUUCUACUUCACACACAAAUCAUGGAGUCGUGGUUGUUGGAUAUGGCACUGAAAAUGGUCACGACUAUUGGGUAGUGAAGAAUUCGUGGGGAUCGGACUGGGGACUAAAUGGUUAUAUAAAAAUGGCCAGAAACAGAAAUAAUAAUUGUGCAAUAGCUAGUUACGCAUACCUUCCAAUUCUGUAGGGUUCAGAAAAAAUAAUCUCACUUCGUAUUCCAACUUUUUAUUUGUUUAGUUUUUUUGAAUACAGUUUAUUUUGGUCGCAUGAGUUCUUUGAACGAACUGGCAAUACAAAAAUUAUCUAAAAACCGAUUUAAUCUCUGUUUCUCAACGAUCCCUGCUAUGCAUAAAAAUUUUAUGACUUUUAUAAAGUUUAUGACAAAAUUUUACUGUACAAUUGUGUUACUAUUAGAAAAUAAUAAAACAGUUGCCACAUGUUCACUGAAUUUAACUGAAUAUUUUAAUUGCCUGUAGUAAAUAUUUCGCCACACUGUAGCUGUUUGUUGAUUUUUAUGUUAAACUAUAUUUUCCUACUGUGUUAAUAAUAGUUAAUUUAGAAUGUCCUGUAAAAUUAGGUUACUUAGUUACGCCCUUUUUACGUACAUUCAAACAAUCACAAAUAUUUAAAAAGUAAUUUUAGAUCCACAAAAUUCUUCGUAGAAACUUAACAAGUAAAUAAGUAAUAAAUUAAUUAAACACGAAUGGAAACAAUUAAAGAAUUAACUAUUAUGUUACGGAAGUACGAAACUAAAAUUAUCUUUUCACGUAUUCCAAACAUUUUUCAAAUGUUAUAACAUCAUUAAUUAUCUUUUCUAGGAAAGCGUUAAAUUCCACAAAUAAUAAUAGUAUGCCGUUGUUUAAACGUUUAAACGAGAUUAAAACUCUCAUCAUAACACUAAUCCAAAAUCUCGGAAUUAUUUUAUAAAGACAAAUAAACAAACAAAAAUCAUCACAAAUGCCUUGUCGCAAAACAGUAUAAAAAGAAACGAUUUUCUGAAGAGUGUAUCAAAAACCACCAACAACAGCCAAAAUGAAGAUCCUUAUAGUUCUACUUGUGAUUUUCUACACAUCCCAUGCCAUUUUACCCAGAUCUGCGGUUAACGAAAAAUGGGACAAGUUUAA
This is a messenger RNA of Zophobas morio, 1961 nucleotides long. Its product is annotated as procathepsin L-like. Gene Ontology annotation, molecular function: cysteine-type endopeptidase activity; cysteine-type endopeptidase activator activity involved in apoptotic process. Bases 11 to 1024 code for a protein of 337 amino acids. NCBI's taxonomy places the organism in Eukaryota, Metazoa, Arthropoda, Insecta, Coleoptera, Tenebrionidae. Gene Ontology annotation, biological process: positive regulation of apoptotic signaling pathway; immune response; positive regulation of peptidase activity. The transcript has 3 exons. The record is from RefSeq and is a predicted model, not a curated record. Gene Ontology annotation, cellular component: lysosome.